Dalotia coriaria is the source of this 3229-nucleotide messenger RNA. Its product is annotated as UPAR/Ly6 domain-containing protein crok-like. The transcript is spliced from 3 exons. Bases 433 to 909 code for a protein of 158 amino acids. The record is from RefSeq and is a predicted model, not a curated record. Gene Ontology annotation, biological process: positive regulation of voltage-gated potassium channel activity; regulation of synaptic transmission, cholinergic; sleep. Lineage: Eukaryota; Metazoa; Arthropoda; Insecta; Coleoptera; Staphylinidae.
ACAUCAGUUCUGGCAAGCUGGAGGGAAAGAUAACCGAUAACGGUAAUAUAAGUUUGAUCGAUCCGUUGAGGCACACUUCCCCAUUACGUCAUCCCACGAAGUCCUACAGACGCUGCGGAAAUGCCGGGGUGGCGCGCGCGGUAGUGGGGCGGCCGACAACGUCACGACGACGCCACCGACGCCGCCACCACGAGCGCCUGCUCCAUGCAGUCAAAGCAAGAGGGGCGGCGUGGCGUCGAUACAUCUCCGCGCUCGCUCCUUCGCAACGCCGCCAACGGGGCAGGCCGGAACCGCUGGAACGCGUACGUCGAACCGCGAGCGCCGAGUGCGAACGGAGCCUCCGAAAACAAGUCAGUGUGAAACGAGAGCGACGGUUGUUUGUUGGCGAUCGUGUGGACGGUGCAUGAACUGCAGAAGACUCAGCUAGCAAUCAUGGACGCGCUGAGCAGAAGGAGCGGAUGGACGUGGACAGUGUUAAUCGUGGGCAGUAUUGCGAUUGGAUGUGCCACGGCGAAUAGCAACGAGCAGGAGAAAUCAAUCACGUGUUAUCAGUGCAAUUCAGAGUAUGAUCCACGAUGCGGCGAUCCGUUCGAUCCAUACACGCUCGGAACGGUCAACUGUUCGAUGAAGAAACCGCUCGAACACAUGCCAGAUUAUAAGCCAGUCUUGUGUAGGAAGACAAUGCAAAAAGUUCAAGGAAAAAUCCGUGUGAUUCGAGGAUGUGGCUACCUGCGAAACGAAAGAGACGAUGGAGAAUGCAUGAAACGCAGUGGCACACACGAUGUGCAGUUGCGUUACUGUUCGUGUUCGAAGAAUCUUUGCAAUUCUGCAGAACACACCACGAUCUCCUCGAACAUGGUCGCCGCCUUCGUCACACUCGCCCUGACGCUACUCCUGCGACAACCCUAAGCGUCAACACCACUAAACCCAGUUCACCGUGUUGCAUCCCUUCGCGAACGAUGCGACAACAGAUAUCAAAACAAAACCAGACACAACAAACGUUCCCAUGAAUAACUUUAAAGAUCAAAACAGGAGAGUAUUCGAAUACGACGCCAAACGACUAUUCCUGCCCUUACACAAUAAACAAACUUUACUUCCACGAAAGAAAAUGCAUUCGCACGUGUAGGAUUCAAAUGGUAAACGCCACAGUCGAUCCUCAUAUUUGAAUACUCUCAAGAAUGAAAGCAAUCAUUACAACGAUAAUGAUUAAUAAAACGGGUCGCAAUGCAAUACACACGACGCAUUUUCAAAGCAGCUAUAAGAUAGUAUCACAUGCGUUUACUUAGUGGAUAAGAAUCAUUGAUCAAAAUUGAUACAACAACGCUUUCCACAACUUCAAAACAGGAAUAUAAACAAUUUUAGAAACACUUGAAUGAAAGUUAGGUUGAACUGAGCUGCUGAGUACAUAAUUAUAAAAUAAAUUAGCAUAAAACACUAAAAUCUAAAACUAAUGUAUAUCUCAAAAUCGCUUGCAAGUACAACACGUGCCGGAAGGAAUUUCCAACGAAGAAAUACAUGAACAAUGUACAGAAUGCAUGGAAUUGUAAAACAUAUAUAUUCAAAAGGAUGCGUCUAUUAAUAUUUUAUCGGCGUUGAGACGAUCGCACGAAUGCUCCAUUAGUUGCAAUUGUUUUAUCUUUGCACGACACGACUAAAAACUAUCCUGCCAUCUUCAAACAUCUCAAUCAUUACAUGACAUUUACAAAAUCCGAUUAAUUUGGAUUGUAAAAUUACGUGCAUGCAAAGAUAAAACAAUCAAAGCGUUACCUCGUGGCAGCAUAGUUUAAACAUUCACACUCACACGUACACGCCCACACUCACACGAAUAAAUCACAUACACCGUACAUACGCAUACACCGAGUAACGAAUUCGAAAACUAUAAAUUAAGGCAAAACAGAGUGUAAUAUGGUCAGAUCAUAUUAUCGCGUUUGAGCUGUUGUUAUAUACUUUCGAAACACUGCCCAUGUCAAAAUCGGCGUGUGAAAGUUUCGUUUUUCAUUUUCAUCGAAUAAUAAGAAUUAUACCGACAAAUAGGUGGAUCUAUAAUGUUUCAGUUGAAAUGUUACAACAAACAAAAAAACGUUAAUGAUAAACGCUGCCAUUUAGUAGAUAACUAACUAAAAAUUAUAAAAAUUAAUAAUGCUUGCUAAAACGUUUUGUAGUUCCAGCAAAAUUUUCAUUAUUCAAAAGAUGUUUGGAUAAUAAAGUUUUUGCGUAAUUAUAUUAAGUUUGAAUUCCAACAAAAAAGAAUUACAAUAGAAUUGCAAGAGUUCUUAUGAAUAAGUGUAAUAAUGACAUCCUAGUUACGCGUACGAAUAUUUGCGUAAUGUUGAUUAAUUUCUAAUAAUAAUAAUAUAUAACGAAAGGAUAAAGCAAUUUUGAAAGCUUAAGAUUUGUUUGCGCGCUUUGUUAAAGUUUGUUGAGUUUACGAAUCGGCUUCGAAUCGGCAUAUACCACAAGAAUUUGGAACAGAGUCAGAUUCAAUUGAGAUUAUAACAUGAAAGAAAACAUCAUUAUUGAAUAUAAGCUUGAUGAAAUGCCGAUUGUAUAUGGUUUUGAUGUAUAAAAUCAAAUUGAUUGAUUGAUUAAAAACCGAAAUUUUGAAUAUAAAAGUACAAAAAUGUACCUUACAGAAUUUACACACAAAAAUCUAAGUGUUUCAUGCCAUUAACAUAAUUACAUAGGUAUAUAUAAUGUUGAAUAGUUCCUUCUUGUUCUUCAAGCAUACACGCCCCCAUAAAUGUUUUUGUUCUACAACAACAAAUGUAAGCAGGAAAUUAAAUAGACUAUUAUUGUUAAUGUGCAAAGAAGACACAGAAAUUAGAGAGUCAUUCUACAUAAUUCUUUUCAAAUGUCGAAGCAGACAAUGUUAUUGGAGUGGAGCGAAAAUGGAUAACAUAAUAACUGAAUAAAGCUAAAUAAGAGAAAAACAAAAACGAUCGAAAUAAUUAUUACACUGUGUAUGUAUUAUUAAAUAACUAAGGUUUAAAAAAUAUACCAUGAUUGUAAAUAAGAAGACAAAGAAAUACUUAUUAAAAACUCUGUGAAAAUAAAUACUAACUGAAAAUAUGGUAAAAAUUGGAAGAAGCAUAUUUCUUCGUAUUUUUUUAUGAAUUAUUAUAAAUUAUUUUGAAUGCACGCUGCUAUAAUAAUACAUUGUUUGGUCAUUGUAUAUGUCUUGUAUGUCAGUCAAAAAAUGAAAGAAAAAUAAUAAUUAUAGAAAUACUUA